AUGGCCUCGUAUCACUUGUGUCUAUGGCGAAAAAACUUCUUUACUUUGGGAAAGCGUCUUGAUCAAAUUAUACCGCCUCCGUCGAUUACCCUAUAUAACGAAACUUACCUGACAUCCCACAGUCCUUCAACCCCAAAUGACGAUCCCUAUUACGAACCUUUACGCAGUUUAACUGGUACCAUGGGUUACUCUC
Molecule: messenger RNA, 193 nt
Organism: Funneliformis caledonium
Lineage: Eukaryota; Fungi; Glomeromycota; Glomeromycetes; Glomerales; Glomeraceae
Source: the annotation of a GenBank genome assembly